Molecule: messenger RNA, 556 nt
Organism: Lycium ferocissimum
Lineage: Eukaryota; Viridiplantae; Streptophyta; Magnoliopsida; Solanales; Solanaceae
Exons: 1
Coding region: 97-309 (70 amino acids)
Source: RefSeq, a predicted model, not a curated record
UGAAUCUUCCAUAGGCAAAAUCUACAUAUCAUUCCUCCAUUAUAUACUCCCUCACUACCAAACUCCACAAAAGCAAACAAAUAAAAGAAGAGAGAUAUGGGUAUGGUAGUGGUUAUUUCUCUUCCAUUUAUACUCUUCACAAUUCUUAUUGGAUUUGGAUGUUUUUUCUUUGGAAGAGCUAAAGGUAGACAAGAUUUAAGAAACAAUCCCCAAGUCUUUGGAGUACCUACCCCACCACCUGGUACUUGUGUUACUGCUACUUUUCCUACAACUCAUAAUUUCAAGCAAGAUAAUACUUCCAAUGUGUAAAAGUUCAAGACAUGGCGCUUUCUUGAAUUAGCUGGAAAGACACUACCAUUGUGUACAUGGAGUGCCGUAUUUUAUAUUCUGGGUUUGAUUUUAUGAUUGUGCAGAGAGUGUGAGAUGAUUUUUUUUAGUUCUUUUUUUUUCUUUACUGGCGUUGUCAAUUAAUACUUAUGUGAAGUUGUACUGUCAAUUACCGAUUGGAGUAUGUUUGAUCAUUUUGGUAAAGAAGUUGUAUGAAUCGAGUAUGAAA